GCCGCCCCUCCCCGGCGCGCCGCCCCUCCCCCCCCCCCCCCACCGGCGCCGGGGGGCGGCGAUGGCGGCGGCGGCGGCGGCGGCGGCGGCCCGGGAGCGGCGGCGGGAGCAGCUGCGGCGCUGGGAGGCGGCGGCGGCGGCGGCCCCGCCCCCCCCCGCCGCGCCCCCCGCCCCCCGCGCGCGCGCCGUCCGCUUCGAGCGCGCGGCCGAGUUCCGGGCCGUCUGCGCAGGCGCCGACCUGGCGGAGGCGCGCGCCAUGGUGCGCGCGGGGGGGGCGCGCGCUGCUGGGCGGGGCCAACGCCGACGGCAUCAGCGCGCUGCACCAGGCGUGCAUCGACGAGAACAUGGAGGUGGUGCAGUUCCUGGUGGAGAGCGGCGCCGACGUCAACCAGGCCGACAACGAGGGCUGGACCCCCCUGCACGUGGCGGCCUCCUGCGGCUACCGGCACAUCGCCCAGUACCUGCUGGAGCACGGGGCGGACGUGGCGGCGGUGACGAGCGACGGGGAGCUGCCGCUGGAGGUGGCCGAGGACGAGGGGCUGGAGGCGCUGCUGCGGGCCGAGGGGUGGACGUGGCGGCGGCCAAGCGGGCGGAGGAGGAGCGGAUGCUGCGGGACACGCGGCGCUGGCUGGACGCGGGGGAGAUCCGCGACGCCCGGCACCCGGCCACCGGCGCCAGCGCCCUGCACGUCGCCGCCGCCAAGGGCUACAUCGAGGUCAUGAGGCUGCUGCUGCAGGCCGGGUACGACCCCGACGUGCGGGACAAGGACGGGUGGACGCCGCUGCACGCCGCCGCGCACUGGGGGGUGGAGGAGGCCUGUCGGCUGCUGGCCGAGCACCUCUGCGACAUGGCCCCCCGCAACAACGUGGUGAGGGGCCAGGGGCGUCCCGGGGGGCGUCCUC
Phalacrocorax carbo (great cormorant) is the source of this 902-nucleotide messenger RNA. NCBI's taxonomy places the organism in Eukaryota, Metazoa, Chordata, Aves, Suliformes, Phalacrocoracidae. The record is from RefSeq and is a predicted model, not a curated record.